This is a messenger RNA of Pocillopora meandrina, 4772 nucleotides long. Lineage: Eukaryota; Metazoa; Cnidaria; Anthozoa; Scleractinia; Pocilloporidae. The record is from the annotation of a GenBank genome assembly.
CAUUGGUAUUUAUUCUCAGACCCGCCCACAAUUCAGAAUGUCACCACGUCAUCUAAGAAGUCUUGGAUUGGCCAGACAGUGACUUUGAAGUGUCUUUCUGAUGGUGUUCCUACACCAACACUCUCUUGGUACAAACCUGAAGGAAGUGAAAUAAACAGAGUCACAGCCAGAGAAAACAAAGUACAGGUGCCACUCAGGGGUGAUCAAGAUUUUGGUCAUUACAAGUGCAUUGCUGCCAAUGGACUUACUCCACCUGAUGAGGAGUUAAUAAAGAUAAAUCCGAUAAGUAAGUAAAAAAGAUCAGUGUAUUUUGAUAAGAAGAAAAGCAUAUAGAAGGUCAGCAUUUUCUUUGCUUUUGCCCAUUAUCACUUUUUCAGGUGUAUUAGAAGUAAAACCCAAAUUUUCUUACAAAGUACUCGACAGAGUAGCUCAUUCACUUUGUACAUUUGAUAGUUUAACAUAUAAUAUAUGCGGAUAUUUUGCAAGGCCUAUAGUUGUGUGGAAAAAUGUAAGCUUAUGUUACACCAUCGAGUAAGGGAUUUAUCAUUCUACUAUUCUUUCAUUUGCUAACAAUUUGGCCGCUUAGUUUUCGACAUACAUCCUGCGGCCUUAUCUGAGCGUUCCAAUGACGUUUCCCGUCUUUAGCAGCAUUAGACCUUCACAUAUAUUUCACGUUCGUUACGCCAAUGAGGUAUAACAGCGUAAUAGUGGAAUUGUGCCGGAUAUAGUAAGCCUGAUCUUUUAGUGGAAAAUGCACCCAUAUUUGUAAAAACGAUUAACAGUAAAUUGACGACACCCUGCCUACUGGUAGCAUUAAACACGUUAAAAAAGAGCGUUGAAAUUCAGGAAGAUUGGCGACAUCUUCCAAUGCGAGUAACCAUAGGAAACUUCCUCAACCAUGGAAACUUAAUUUUUCCUCGUUUUCUUAAGCUCUUGGCUGAAUUUAUCCAGUAGCUACAUGUUAUUCAUUAAACUUUAUUAAUACAAGGACUUGCAUUCAUCCUAAGUAUUGUAACAAAACUCACUGUGGAGUAAUCACUGAAAAAAAAAUUCUCCUUCGGUUUUUUUUUUUCCUUUUGCUCAAAAUGAUCCCUUUUUUAUGGCACUAUAUAGAGAAACCAGGGAAAGCAUCCAUCAAAUCGUCAGAAUCAGUCAUUCAAGCAACUUUUAUAACAAUACGAUGGACUGCACCAGCUGAUGAUGGAGGAAGUCCGAUUACAGGAUACCAACUGAUCUUACAAAAGGGUGAAACUGAGUUAGAAAAGGAUGCUAUCACCAAUCCUGGGACGACAUCUUAUUCGUUUCGUGGUUUGGAGAAAAAUACCAACUACACAAUGAAACUGUUUUCCAGAAAUGUCGUAUUCGAGGGAGAUCCUACUGUAAGGACGAUUAAGACCAAGCUUGAAGGUGAGAAUCAGAGGUGAUAUCGUGAUUGAGCACUUAGCACCAACCGUUUUGUUACCAACUUAGAUUUGUUGUGAGUGGUCCCAGUUUUACCAUCUUAUCUGCUCGCCGUAUUAUAAGAUUUUUGAUUUUAAGUCCCCCCCAUAAUGGCUAUUUUCCUCUCCCUCUCUAAUAGUUAUUUGAAAGGUACCUACUUAUGAAGAAGCGUAUCACUAAACCACAGGUAAACGUAGGUGAGAACAAGAGUCAACCCAUGCGGUUACGUUCCGUAAAUGCUACCUGUUUUAUCAAGAAUUGUUUGCCUUGUGGUGUUUUUUUUAUGUUCACGUCUCAAAAUCUUUUGAUAUAAACUAAUAACAACAAAAAACGCUAGAUACUGAUCUUUACGUUAGUUGGAUACAGUUUUCCUAAACGCUUACCGGCUAUAUUCAGAACACCCAACAACCAACUAUCCAUUUUGCAGUAUUGGAGUGGAUCCAGAAUUUCGAAAAGGGGGCUUCGAACAAAUGGGUCGCCGAAGGCGGACCCAUCUGGGGGGGGGGGGGGGUCCGUAGGGGGCAUGCCCCCCCGGGAAGUUUUGAAAUUUAAGUCCUCGGAAAUGCGAUUUUCAGCGUUUUGAGGGAUGAUGGUGGACGGUUUUUAAAAUACCUUAACCAUCUCUUAUGAAAGCUAUUUUAUUAAACAAGGACUACGUUUUAGUCUUGACAGUAAUCGAGAUCAACUGACCCCUAGAAAAUGAAACUAAAAUCUCAGUAAUUUUUUUUUUCUUCGCUAUUUAAUGUGUUCUAAAAGGUCACGCUUAAGAUUCCUCAAAAAUGGGAUCAACGAGUAACAUUCUACGAGGUUGUUGUUCGGCAAAUUUCUGAACUAUAGCAUCGUAAUCGAAAGGCUUUUCAUAGUGAAUACUCAUGAAAGCCAGGCUAGAAAGUCUCUCGGUUGUCAUCGUGGUUCGAAGGUAGCCCUUGACUAGUUUCAAAGUGCUGUUUGAGCGCUCGUUAUCAGCUGAUGUUACUGGAAUUGUACAUCCUAUUCGCAACAACAGAUGUGGAUGUUCGGAAAGAUGUUGGGAUCACAAGCCUGUAGAUCGACAAAAAGUGUAAUCAAUAAAGCUGUCAUUUGUUAACCUAAGCGAAAUUUGAACAAAAACAAACUGAGUUACUUCGCGCUUCAACGAUGCACGACGCAAGACGUGCUUCAACAUGUAAGGCAGGUUGAAGCGCGUCUGGUUUGUCCGUCUCGGAUUGCUAUCUUCUCAUCCAACGAUCAUAUUCAAUGUCGAGAGUCUGUGGGCUUGGGAUAUCUGACAUAUACAUCUCGGAGACUUCAACUAGGUCUACAUUUGUGCACGCUACAGUGGUGCUUGGCAUAAGACGAAGCAAUUGCAUAGCAGUCUUCUGAGUGGACCCAAAUCUGAAAAAAAAAUUCCUAUACCUUAUUUCUCUAAAUAUUUAUGAUUAAGUAAACAGCCGAAAGGUUGAUAAUUUAUAUAGAUUACCUUAAAGACAUUUCUUGUGUGAUAUGGUCAAGGAAUGGAAUGUACAGAUUGCGACGGUAAUAUUCCUCAGCUGUGUCAUGGGGUGCAUUUGCCCUAUGUUGUUGUCUUGACGCCGUUCUAGGAGCACUUGGUUCUGUUCCCAGCUCUGAACUGAUCUCCACAGCAUAUGCGUACCAUCUUUUGAAGACAACAUCAUUCUUGUCUCGCAAUUGUUUCAACUUCUUCUCUGUCUCCGAAAUCAUAUUGUAGGCUUUAACAAUGUCAUUAGACUUUUUUGUAUCUGUACGUCAGUCGGCUUUAUGAAUGCCAGAAUUUUCAUCGUGACCGUCAAGGACAUGAGGAACUGGAAAAAACACCAGGUAUGGUAGCAGCCGUUUGCUCUUUGGAGGGUUUCUAUCACAGUUCCAAGACGUAUCAGAGCUGUAUUGUUUAUGUUGCUGUUCAUCUAAAAUAACCUCAAACGUUUUAACUACUGAUGGAAGAAACUGAACAAAAGUUUCAUGCGCCUCGUGAUGCUCCACCCAACGAGUAUGGCAAGGGUCGCUAAUCUUGGUUCCUUGAGACUCUGGCUGAUCUAGGCUUAUCACUUUUUUCAAGCACCUCAGCCGCUUAGGGGAGUAAUUAAAAAAGUUUGCACAUUCUGUAAUUGUGCCAGCCAUUUUGGGAACUAAUGGCAAGCUACAUGCCUUUACGAUGACGAGAUUAAGAAAUGCGAAUUGCAGUGUACGCACAAGGCUUUGAGGUUUUCCUGGAAAUUAAGCCUUGUAUACCUCUAGCUUGGGAGGACAUGUUUGUGGCACUGUCGUAAUCUUGACCUCGGUAGUGGAAAAUAUCCAGGUCUCACUGCUCGAGUUUUCCUAGGAUCAAUUGCGAGAUCACCUCUCCAGUUAUUCUUUCCGUAGACUGGAAGUCUAAAAACUCUUCGCGAAUUUUAGAGUCUAUUAACGAACCUAAAGACAAAUGAAAGCUGCUCAAGUUUGGUGUUGUCAGUCACUUCGUCGCACAGAAUUGAAAGUACCUGUUAUCGCUUUUGCGCUUCUUGUCAUUGCCUCCUCAGUUGGCAAACCCCCUGGAGAGAAAAGUUUGUUUUAUCGGCGGAAAAACCGAUAAGAAGAAGAAACUCGUAUGGCUCGAGAAGCGGAGCAUGCGCACUCAUUUUUCCACCGUGUCAUGGCCGAGUGCUUUGACCAAGUCAUGCGCGAUGUCAAACUUUCUGUUUUUCAAACUUUUCUAUUACGUAACACAAAUGAAUGCAUCGGUACUUCAAUUGAUCAUAUGAAAGUAGCUAAACAAAUCACUAUUUGUUUUAAGUUACAACCGACCAUCAUUUUAGGCUUCUCAUUAUCACUUUUUGUCUAUUCAAAUUAUUUUAAAUUACUUAAAUUAAUUUUGCUUGCAAUACACGUUCGUUUAAAAAAUAUCCCAAAAAAUCCUCGACCAAUUUACAGAUUAUCUAAUCACUGAUAAUGGUUGUGACCAGGUUAUUAUCAAGAAGUUGUAUAAUUAUUAGAAAUUUCACGCUGUCCAUGUUGUUGGCAUCAAUCUAGGAGCCCCAGAUGUGGUCGAAAUAGACCAACUGCCAGAUGAAACAACAGACGAUACAAUUACCCUAAAGUGGAAGGAGCCAGAAAGUAAUGGAAAAGUUAUCACCAUGUAUACAGUGUACCAAAGAGUAGUAACUGACGGGAAAGUGGGACAAUGGACAGAAAUAAGGAAAAUCAGAGGUGUUUCUACGAGAGAAUUGAAAAUAGCGUUGGAGAAAGGAAAGGUGUAUCAGUUUGCCAUAACUGCAACUAAUGAGCUUGGUGAAAGCCUAAAACAGGAGAAAGCAAAUAUCCAGCAAGUCAAGGCAGAAGGUAGUAUCUUCAAAUGA